AGGAGACCGGUUGUGAGUUCCGGGGCAUGUGAAUGAAGGGAGGCGGGUUCUUGGAAGGACACUGGCCAGAUGCGAGAGGGAGCAAGCGAGGGAGCUCUUUUUCACCCCUUAUAGCAAACCCAUUGAAAGGGGUGCAAGAGCUUAAACCGAGUCCCUGGGAAGAGCGACUUCCUUCGUGCGCCCCCGUUUUGCCCUUGUGCAGAGCAGUGUUCCAGGACCAUAUCUAAUGGAUGGAGUAUAGCUCAUGGAAGAGAAAAAUCAUAUCAGGACAUCCUUGGUUUCCAGGUUACCAAAGUAUGGAACAAAACCUGUUGGGAAUAUCCUACAGACAGUUCCAAAUGGGAACUUAUCAGGGAAUACUCAGAGUAUUGACAAAAAUUUCAGCAAGCGCAAUGGCACUAUUUGUAUGUCUUCCUUCUCCUUUAACUGGCGGAAAUCAAAUAAGUACCAACUGGGUGAUCAGACUGGUAGUGAGUCAAGUUCCAGUCACAAUUCCAAUGAAAGACUGACUGAUUCUGACAAGUGCCCUCAAUCUCAAGGAGCAGUUGGUAAAAAAGUGCUCAGGGUGGGUUCAAAUGGCACCUCUUCUUCAAAAAUUGCAAAACAAAGUAACAUGUUUGUGUCAUCUACAGAAGAAUUAAACCAAAAGUCUUUGCCCGGACUGUCUGGUUCAGCUAAGUUCGUCAAAAGUUCAUUGUUGGGCAGGACUUCAUAUUCCGGACUUAGUGCUCCAAAGUCACAUUUGAAUGGAAUUUGUGAGAACCGAUCAACUGUAGGCUUGCAAAGGAGUAGAGGUGGUAAUACUGCCAUCAGGAGCAGCUCAGGGGAGAGUCUGGCAAAGUCAGCAGACAAUGUUAACUCUUCUUGUGAAAAAAUGGUUAGGUCACAAAGCUUUUCGCAUUCCAUUCAAAACUCUGUCUUGCCCCCUACAUCUCUAACCAGGUCACAUUCUUUUAAUAGAGCUGUGGAUCUUACAAGGCCUUAUCAAAACCAACACCUAGCUAUUAGAGCAUCUCAGAGGUCAAAUCUGUUGUCAAGAAGUACACGGCAGUUGAACAUGCCCAACAUUAAUGAACCUUUAAGAUAUGGAUUUACUAGGUCAUAUGCUGCUUUAGUACCCCCUGGUUUGAAGAAACAACCACUGUCAAAUGGCUCCGGGGAUGCACCCUCCUUGAGAUUUAGAACAGGCCGACCUUCUUUACUGAAGCCUAGUGACCAACACUUGGGAAGAAAGAUACCCGUGGAUGGAAGCACAAGUAAAGACACUGAAAACUGUAUAGUAGAGGACUCAUUGAUUUCAACAAAUAUCAGUGGAGGCAUUGAUACAAAAAGCAUACAAAAGAGUGACAGUGAAAGAAAAGAAGCUGAAGCCAUAUAUAAAAACUUGGUAGAAAGUAGCUGUAACGUUAUUUGCAUGAGUGGUGAUGUGGAUGAAAUAUCUAUAUCUUCCUUGUCCUCUUCUGAGAAGAAUGAUCUAAGUGAAGACUUUAGUGAUGAUUUCAUAGAUUUAGACGAUCCAAACAAAACGAUAAAAAUCGAAGAGGAAGACGUUUCUAUACAAGAGUUAGAGCAUGGAAGUGGAAUAUCGCUCAAUCAACUUCCAUCUCUUAAAGAAAGUGAGAGAUCCAAUUGUAAUUCUGAAGAAUGGCUGAACAUACGUGUGUCUGCAAUAGAUGACAAGAGUGAAAGUGCAAAUCAUCCAUCUGGGAACAACGUGAUUUCCUCUGAUAUGGACUACAGAGCUGGCUCUUCCUUUGAGCUUUCUCCAUCUGAUAGCUCUGAUGGCACCUAUAUGUGGGACGAAGAAGGGUUGGAGCCCAUUGGGAGUGUCCAUCCAUGUGGAAGUUAUGAUUCUUCAGAAAUGAAUAGUAUAGAUAUCUUGAAUAACCUUGAUUCAUGUGACCUUGAAGAUGAUGAUCUUAUGCUUGAUGUCGACUUACCUGAAGACACAACUUGUGAUAAUGUGGAUUGUGAAAAUAUGAACCGUUAUGAUCGACAAGACAGAAAUAUCCGACAGCAGAAGGAAGGACUGUGGAAGAGGACACCACAACGGUGGAAUACUCAAGACCACUAUCAUCUUGGCCACACUGACCACUAUCCCCAUAGUAGAAGUGAACUGAACAGGGGCUCCAACUACUUGGAUCCCCCUCCUGCUGGUCAUCUUGAAGGUUAUGGAGCACCAAGCUUGUACCCACCCUUCGUGGGUUUGCCGGCAAACACUGUGAUGUUGGAUGAAAUGACCCUUCGGCAUAUGGUUCAAGACUGCACAGCUGUGAAAACUCAGUUACUAAAAAUGAAAAGGAUACUUCAUCAGAACGAUGAAAAUUUGUCCCUUCACAACACGCUGUCACUGCCUUCAAGUCCAGAAUUUCAGGAGCCUGGAUCAACAUAUAAGACUGAUGAUUUGCUGAGUGAGAUCAUGCAGCUGAAAGAAGAUAUGAAGAAAAAAGAUGAAACUAUCAAAAGACUAGAACAUCGACUUUCCUUUAGGUGUAACUGCAACAGGGACAGCAAAAAAUCUGAAGUGGCAGUGUGCACAUAUGCCGAUAAAUACACACAGACCUCCUGGAGGAAAAAUGCUCCUCAAGUACUACAGCCUUCCAGCCUCCUUCCCCGUUUCACAGACCUCGCCCAGGGAAAAUUAAUAAAAACGUCACACAUCGAGGCCCACAGUGAACACCCCACUUGCGACCAACAGAAAGAUGGCGGCCAUGAAUAUCAAAAUGCUGCAAAUGGCUCCUUCACCGAUAGCCUAAAUGAACUGAGCACUUUAAAUACACAGUUAAAUGUAAAGAAGCCAGAGAAUGCACAUUCCAUCAAGAUUAAAGUUAGAGAGAAUCCUCAAGAACUUAAGGAGCUGACUGGUAGAAAAGAUAAUGUGCUACAGUCUCAUCCCUCUUCUUCCCAAUUACCUACCCAAGUGAAUAUGCAAGAAGUGCAGACCAAAUUGGUUUUGAAAAAUCGUCGCUCAUGGACAAGCCAGGCUUCACCGCCAAAGACUUCAAGAGCUACAAAACCCCCAAACCAGAAUGCUUUAGUGCCUCCUCCAGCAAAGAUUGCAACAUCAUCUCUGAAUGAUUGUUGUGCUUCAAAGGAGCCUGAGCUGCUGCCACUAAGCAGCCCAGAACAACCACAGUCACCAUCCAAUCAGGCAGACCUGAAUAGUAGGAGCCACAGAACUUCGAAACUUCGCCCUCCAACCACUUCCUUCAGACCCAAGCAAACAACAAAUCCAAAAAGCAUAAUACCUCCUGAGCCUCAGAACACCUGGUCCAAGACAAACCGCUCAAGGCAACUAACACAAGCAAAGGAAAAUAGGCAGAAUCCAGGUUCAAGCAUUCAUUCUAAUAACAGUGUGACGUCAAAUUGGCAUUCCCGCCUCCCUAAACCAAAGACAUAGUGAAAGUAUGACUUCAUAUGCACAUCUCGGUGUCCUGUGUUUAGCUGCUUAUCCUCCUCCUUUCUUGCCUCAGUCAAGAUGGUUCAUUGAAAGCCUACAAGCACUGAAUGCUGCAUUUCAUCUGGUACUCAUUCUAUUCUAAUCUCCCUUAAUUUUGUACCAUUUCGAAAUGUGUGUCAUUCUUUCAAAACAUGGUUUAAUUUAUUGUAAAAACCUGUGGUCCACUGAUUGCAUUGCCCACAAGUCCCUUUUCAAGAAUUGCUUGGCUUAAUACUAAAAGUUUGCAAGGCCACUGCAUCACCAUUUGUUUGAGGAGGGCAGUCUGCUGGGAUCCUGUCCAUAUUUGUUUGGACAGGUAAAUAAUAAAUGGCUAAGACUACACUGUUCAUUCUGACUUACUAAUUAUAAGUGGUGAACAAAUUCUAUGAUUUGAUCUUUUCUCUCUCAAUUCUCAGCCAUAAUUUUGAAUCUGCAUCUGAGGCCUAUGCAAAAUGAUUCUAUAACACUCAGUUUGAGAUUUUCUAAAGGAUGUAUAUUGGGAGUUAUAAUUGAUGUUUUAUUUUUGCCAUGAAUGAAUUUUUCCCAGUUUGCUUGGUUUUCCUUUUUUGGGUCUGUAUUCACAAGUGACAAACAAAAUUUCACAGGAUGGAAUCUAUCUUAAAUAUAUUUAAUAUUAUUUCAUCCAUCUGUGGUAGAGAACUUAUGAAAUGCUUUGUAUUUUAGAGGUAUUGUAACAUAACUGAAAGCCCAUGUUGAGUUUGCAUGUCCAAAACACUGUUUCAUGCAUUCUGUUCUGAAAUAAUGUGUAAUUCAGCUCUGGACAUAAUAGGUCCAUGACACACUUGGGUUUUUUUAUAAUGCAUCUUUCAUUUAAGAUUUAACUUAAUUGUAGCAAUAUUGGUUUCUCUUCUUAGUAAGACUAGAAUACCUAAUCUGAAAUGUUUGCACAAAACUGCCAUAAAUGUAGGGAAUUGAAAUUUAUUUUUCAUAAUAAAAGCUUGGUGUUUUUUUUAAAAAAACAAACCUUUAAAAAACAUAAUUUGUUUUGAAGAACCUUGUGGAGUCAUAAGAGCAGAGCUGGCAUUCAUUCUUUCAGAGAUUAAUAAUUUGCUUUUGUGAGUUCUUAGGUAGGAAAUGACUGGCAUACGGAAUGAGAAAAACACCUUGAAGAGCAUUUUUGUAUGAAGAUGAUUGUAGUGGGUGUUUAUAGGGCCACAAAGCAUGGGGAUAUGCCCAUAACUUGAAUAAGCACACAUGCAAUUAAAUGUUCAAUGAAAACCAUUGCACCCCACAAAAUUAAACAUAAUCUUUUAGCUUGACCUCAUCCAGAUUUUACUCCAGUAUCAACCAGGGAACUGUCAGAUAUUUUCAAAUACUGCCUUCAGUGUGGUUAAAUGAAACAGUUGGUUUCAUUUAAUUAAAUAUCCCCAUAGCAGUGGGUUUGAGACCUUUGUAGAACUUUCAAAAGAUGAUCUUUCAGGAUUUUUUUAAAAUUAAGCCAGAGUAUUUGUGCCAUUGGCUUCUCUUAACAGCUGCCUCUGUUAGAAAGGUUGAUGACAAAACGUGCACAGCCCAAUCUUGGUCCGUUGGGUUUACUAACUAUGCAUCACCUUUGAAACUGAAGGAAAUGCAGAGAAGUUUAUUUGGUCUUGCAGAGUCAGAGUCUGUCUAAAGUGGCAUAAAUGUUUUUAACCAGUUGCCUUUUGGUGUAGAGGGAUAAGAGGUGCUAUUUGUAAGAUUUUAAGGUGUUGUUCAGUUGGGGUAUUAUCCACUCUGAGCCUUGGGAUGGGGCUGGGUUGCAAACCAAAUUCUCACAUUUUGCUCUUUAACACAUUUUGUUUAAAGCUGACGAAACACAUCUGUUCUUAUAUUCAAUCUGUCGUGAUAGUUGUGGCAGAAUCAUUGUCAACUGGAUAUGAUUCUCUUACAAAUAUUACAGCAAAUAUUUUAAUAUUUACAGAGCAACAGUUUAAUAUGAAAUUUUUAAAGUUUAUUGGAGUCACAGUGCUGUUGGGGCUUGCCUUUGGAAAUGAAAAUAUAGCAAGAUUCCAUACAGGACUCAGUAGAUUUCCAAUAUUUAAAAACUUCUGAAAGUGAAACGUUGGUUCAUCUUCAAGGUCCUCUAGAUCUGCUAAUACAGCUUGUAAAGGGGAAGCUAAAUGUCAUAGGCUAAAUGAAGGUUUGAGGUUCAUUUGGUUCUAUCCUACUGUUUCACAUCUACACUCAUCGUGUGUGUGUGUGUGUGUGUGUGUGUGUGUGUGUGUGUGUGUGUGUGUGUGUGUUUGCGCGCACACAGACACAUUCACUCUCUCUCCCACCUGUCUAGCAAGAUGUACUCUUGUGUCUCAGGACGUGAGCAGAGAGUAUGACAAGUUGCUGACUUGGAAAAAGUUGCCACUUGCCCAAUCAAAAGUUGCAAGACUGCUUUUAAAGUAAAAACCAGUGCCUCACAAUUUAAUAUUUACACCUAUACCUGUGUUUAGAAUAUUGGUCGGAUAACUUCAAGAGUUUAUAUAAUCAUUUUAGGGCAUUAUUUAGGGCACUUAAGAAGCAAACACUGAAGGUGGUCAUAGCUUGGCUUUUUAUAUUGACUUCAGUUAGAUAUUGUACUUGAUGAAAACAAACUAUUUUCCAAAUAUACAUUUAGGUUUGCAGAUCCUAAUAUUUUAAAAUUUGUUAGACUGGUAGUUCAGAAAUGAAGUUGUAGACAGCAGACUGGGUUACAUACAAUACUGAGAUGGAUAGCCUAAAUUGUGUAUGUGUGUGCUGCCACAUAAAUAAAAAUGUAGGGUCUUGGACCAAGCUGACUCUCACCCCAUUAUAAACAAAAUAUGUUGCAAGACUAUAAUCAGUCAAUAUGUAAGUUGUUACAGACCACUGCCUCAUCACUUCAGGCAAGUAACAGAGGAAGGCAAACUGGGAGAUAAUGGCUUUCACCAUCAUGAUUGGCUGUCUCUUUAAACUGUGUGAACUUUCACUGAAUAUGACUAUAACAAAGAAUGUUCUGAUGUAAGUUUAGAAAGUCCAGAGAAUGAGGCACAGCUUCUUUUAGCUAAAGAGAUGAGAGAUUGAAGGCUCACUACAGCUUUGUACUACUCACUUCCAGAAAGUGGUUUGUGGAAUGCCAGCCCUAAGGUGGAACUCCAAUAGGUGUAAGUAUCUCUUUCAAGUAAUAAAAGUGUUAUUUCAAGUGAAGAAAUGUCAUUGGUACUGUUGCAGAAGAUUAAAUGCAUAAAUAGGCAGUUUUAAGAUUCUAAACUUCUCUUAUGUAUUAUCCUGUUGGAUUCUCCUACCUUAUGCAAUAACUCCUAAAAGUAUUAAAUUACUACUUGUGUACAGAAAAAGAUAAUGAUCUUUAACAAUAGAUGCAGAAGUGGAACAAAACUAAUUUGCACUUUAAAAUAUGAACUCCGUUGCUUGGAGUUGUGCCUAAAUUAAUUUAAAUACCUGCAGUUGAGUUAGUGAAACAAUGUUUGUGUGUCGUAGUUGUGGGGGUUUUUUUUAAAUGGAAGGUUAACAUGGGCAAUGCAGUCCAUUAAAUGCCUCUAGUCUCCUCCAGUCCUUGUCACCUGCUCUUCAUUAUUACCAACCAAUAUUCAUGGUAUAGCUUGCAUGACCCCCAAGACUUGAUCCCUCCAAGGGCUGUCCCAUUAAGCAUUCACUUAUGUAAUAUCCAGCAUCUGCAUAUUGUUGCUGAGAAUUUGGAGUGACUUGUGGCAAAAGAGAAACAUGAAGACGCACUUGCCAGAACUGAGGCUUAAAGACAUCAUAUUUUGCAGAUUUGUCUUUGAAGUAUCUAUAUAUAUAUUUAGACUUGAUUUUUGAGUUGUUGAUGAACCCAUGUGCAAUACUAACCCCUACCCUCAUCAGUUUAGUUGAGAUUUGUGAGAUCAUUGAACAUCAAAGCUUCACCAAGCAUUGAAUGGUUUAAAGACAAAUGUAUGAUAUAAAUGCCAAUUCCAGGCAUGGUGAAGCUCAAGUCAAGUGCAUAAAAAUCAAUCCUUGGUCUCAAAUCUUCAUUUUUUGUUUUAACACAGCUUAGAUAACUUGAAUAGUAUUUGUGAUUUAUUUUGUUCCUUGCAUGUCACUCCAUAUGCAUUCAUGAAGCCUUUCAUGUACUGAUAACUAGCAUGCCUGAGGAUGAAAUGUAAUUACCUUUUUUUGGGCAUAAUUUCUUUUUUUGGUAGAGAUGCAUUCUCAUACCAUUAAGAUUGAUAUUAGUCCUGAAAUGGAGUUUCCAUUUUGUCUGUCUUUCUCAUCUGGUUGUGUUGGUUCUCUAAACAUAAUAGACACACACUAGCUGAAAUUGAGCACCUCUAAGACUCAUCAAUUUCAGUAGGAGAGUUAAGUUUGUGUUUGGUGCUCUCCAACUGAAAUCAAUGGUGCUUAAAACUAUUUAACUUCAGCUGCUUCAAGCCCUAUUGAAACAUGAUCAUGAUAAUAGGCUCUGGUUUUAGAAUAUUCUAUAACCAUGCUCUAAGAAAAUUAAAAAAUAUAUUUUGAUCACUGUUGUGGUAAAGCUGCUCACUGCCUACAUAAAUUUCAAAAGCACCACAAUAAAUCAUUAUAAACUGCAGUGUUUGUAUUUGUCUUAAAUUCAGUACUAGCUGCGAAAGUACCCUUAAUACAUAGGGUUUUUUGUUUUAAAAAAAAUUCAAAGUAAAUACUGUAUAUUGGAACUUGCUUGUAAAGAUGAUUUAAAAACUUGUAUGUAAAGACUUUGCUUUGUUGCUUUAGUGAAUAAAGUUCAUAAUUCUGA
Molecule: messenger RNA, 8159 nt
Organism: Hemicordylus capensis (graceful crag lizard)
Lineage: Eukaryota; Metazoa; Chordata; Lepidosauria; Squamata; Cordylidae
Gene: CCSER2
Product: coiled-coil serine rich protein 2
Exons: 10
Coding region: 245-3400 (1051 amino acids)
Biological process (GO): microtubule bundle formation
Cellular component (GO): microtubule cytoskeleton
Molecular function (GO): microtubule binding
Source: RefSeq, a predicted model, not a curated record